AUGCCCAAAGCGGCAACAGCCGCUGAUGCGGGAGCGAAGGAGGAGGUUACCAGCGCUCUUGCGGUACCUGCAUCAUCACCUGGCAAACCCAAACUAGAAAAGUCGAGCGAGCCUGGUGCCGAGACACCCAACCCAAGCGAAAGCGCUAACAUCACUAGCACUGCCCCGGCCAUUCCGGUCACUUCGGCACUGGUUGAAGCCCAUAUAGCUCGCGGAGCUCCAAUGGUGAAAGCAGCUGCUCGAAACUAUGCAACACCACGACCAGACCUCGCAGAUCUCAGCCGGGAAAGCCACGAGACCCCCGAGACCACUGGGACCACUUGCGCAACUGCCAGCAACCGCGAGCUGCAAGACAAGUGCGCACCAGCUCCAGACCCCGACGCCAAAGAUGCCAAAGAUGCCAAAGAUGCCAAAGAUGCGAAAGAUGCCAAAGAUUCCAAAGAAGCCAAAGAGGCUUCAAAGGGCUUGGGCACUUCUCAUCAAGAGUGUGGCCAACAGUCGGAACAGCGUGAUGCAAAGCUCGCUUCCGUGCCUUCGACGCGCUCGCGCUCCUUCGAGCCCAUUGCGCCAGCAGCUGGUGCGACUGUGGCCCAGGGGGCCAAACCAGCCCCUCCUCUUAUGGUCACUUUGCGAACGGCCGGUUUGGGCAAGGCCGCAAGCGUCGCAGACAUCCACAAGAUCGCCGUCUCAGCACCUUCACCUGCCAAGGCCAAAGCCUUGGCCAAAGUGGCUCAAGCUGAGCCCGUGGCCAAAGCCGAAGCUGCCAAGCCCUCCGUAGCCGAGGAGCAAUCCAGGACCGAGCUGGCCGUUCCAGCAGUUGAGCUGGCAGUUCCAGCAGUUGUUGCCAAGAACAAAGAGCGACUAGGCGCCUUGCAGUGUGGUGGGUGCAAGAGAGCACCUGUCAGAUCUUCAUGGAGGGAAGGCUUGGAAGGUGCAGUGGCUGUGCCAACUCUGCCCACCAGCUGGGCAACCGAUCUUCCGGAUUCCGGCGUCGAUCCGGGUGCUAUCGCCGACUGGAUGGAGGGGCGUUUGUCCUGGCACGGCUGCUUUUGCCGGGUCUUGGAUGGCUUACGGAGAUACACUCCGGAGGAGGGAGAGAAGGCGAGCAAAGUUGCCGAGGAUGCUGCAGCAGACAUGGGCCGACAGGCGAGAAAGGUCCUGGCAGAGCACAUCGAGCUGAACUCGCAGUCGUCCUUGCUGGCAUUCUUGGCCGGGGGCGCGCCUUCCAUGCUGUCCGAUGCAAGGACCUUGGAAGGGCUCUUACCUUCUCAACCCAAAGAAAAGCCUGCACAGGCUCUGGCAAAUGCGUUUCAGUGGUUCAUCGGAGGUGUGGGCCUCGGGCCUGGUGGGAUGCGCGACCUGGGCGGUGGAACUCUGCAGAUGGCGCUGGCUUUCCGCCGCUUGCAGCUGCGGGCCCACCCUGCCGCAGACGGCUCGCAGCAGAAGCUGCUGGAUGCGAGCAUCUUCUUGGAGACCCUGCGAGCUGCAAGCCUGGCCCAGUGCGGAGGCCGCCUGCCGCGACACGACGACCUGGGCAGAGAGCUGACGGAUCAGGAACUUCUACUACUGUUGGACAUCAAGAGUCGCAGAGACGAGCGUGCCCUGGAGAAGGCGGGCUUCUUGGAUCCGCCCAAGUCUCAGCGCUUGGCAGCUUACGCGCGCGCCCUCGAAGAGAUUCGAACUGACCUAAAAGCGCUUCAAAAGGGCUUGUCUUUGGACAACGCCAGGCAGCUGCUGGGGCUUAGCCACAGUGCAUCCACAGAAGAGCUUGCCAAGGCCUACCGCCGCAAGGCGCGACAGCUUCAUCCGGACAGGCAUGGUGAGACAUCCACCGAAGCAUUCCAGGCCCUCCAAGGAGCGUACGAGCUUCUUCUGUCACACAAGGAUGGCAUCUCACGGGCUUCUCAAGUUGAUGUGGUUCCAAAGAUUGGUCCUGGAGAGACGGUGGUGCGGGGCGUGGAGUUCAAGCUUCCAAAGAAGUCCAAUGCCGGCGAACUGGCACUACAAGCGGAUCUCACUCUUCGUACUGCUCAGGGCUUUGCUGACAUGCAGCUCCUGAUGCGCAAGCCGACUUCACGAGCUGCCCGAGCGCACACUUUGCCGGGCCGCAGGACUUUGGCAUCUGUGCCCGAAGUUGACCCAAGCUCAGAUCAGAGCGAUCAGAGCGAGGAGGAGGACGAGACAGGUGAGCCGGAGAAACCCAGCGGUGGUGCAUGGCGUGCCAGCAGUCGCCACGGGCGAAGCCGUCUGGUGCUGCACUGUGCAGGCACAGUGCGCGAUACCGGGGAGUCAGCCGCCAGGGUUGGGAUACAAGCUGCAGGAACGCAGGCGCAGGUGAUGCCUCUGCUGAAUGCGGUCUUGGACGUUUGCGGCUCCAUGCCCGAGGAGCUGUUUGGUGGCGUCAUCAGGGAUGCCGACAAGUGCUUGUCGCAGAUGAAUUCAGCAAUCGCGCUGGGAAACGAAGCUUGCUCAAUGGGCUGGGAGGCAAGCAGCAAAGCCAUGCAGUACUCGGACAGCGAAGCCUUCUGGGAGCCCCAGGGCGAGUCUGGCAAGACCUUGGGCCACGAGGUCAUGGAGCUGGCAAGCCAGGCCGCCUUGAACAGCGCUGCCGCGGUUAUGGUGCUCAGUGACGGCUUCGAGGCUGCGAAGCGUCUCGCGGCCUCGCUGAACCAAGCACUGAAUGUGAGAGCAAAGAUGCAAGGUGACGAAACCGGGGCAGGUUGCAAACCCAAGGAGAAGCCGGAGUCCGAAAGGAAGCUCACGGACGCUGAGCGGCGCGGUCGGUUGCAGCGCGCGGCCGGCGACAUCUUCGCGUCGAACCUGGAGAUGCUUCAGUGGCAAGAGGAGCUCCGUGAAGCGGUUCUUUGCCGACCACAUCUCUUGGACCCAGUGUCUGUCUGGGAGAAGGAGGCCCUGUUCUGCAUGGCUUCGGAGGUGCUGGAAGGACUUCAAGAGCGGUUGGCUGAAAUCGAGGUGGAUGAGGGCAUGGAACCCUUGGAGGCCGUGUUAUCCGUGACCUUCGCGGCCGCUGCUUUCCGCCGUGUAGCCUCGCCACCAUCCAUCGAGGCUCGCCUGCUUCGACUGGCCGCGCUCGUUCACGCUGCGCUGCUUGGCAAGAUGCUGGAGGAGUUCUUCAGCACAUGCCUGAGCGAUCUAGGCAGCCGCGGCCACUCCGCACGCACCGUCGAGCUGUUGCGGCGCCGCUGCCACGCUGCCUUAGCUGAGCUCAAAUGGCUUCAGGUUGAUGGGCCAGUGCAGAUCCACAUGGAUGAAUGUGUCACGUAG
Molecule: messenger RNA, 3285 nt
Organism: Symbiodinium natans
Lineage: Eukaryota; Dinophyceae; Suessiales; Symbiodiniaceae
Source: the annotation of a GenBank genome assembly